Messenger RNA from Linum trigynum, 2183 nucleotides. NCBI's taxonomy places the organism in Eukaryota, Viridiplantae, Streptophyta, Magnoliopsida, Malpighiales, Linaceae. The record is from the annotation of a GenBank genome assembly.
GGAAACCUGCUCGAUUUCGUGUAUAUUCUAGUCUCCACGAAUCGCGAUGCAGCAAGCAAACUCACGAAACGACGUCGCUUGCCUGCCAAUCUUAGACGAAACCCAUUCAGCAUCUAAACCAUGAAUAUUCCAUGGCGCCCAUCCCCCAGUACUUCGAUUAUUUUUAAGCACUGGAUAUGGUUUUUUAAAUGAUUCAAUAAGGGUUCUGGGUAUCUGUGAAACGAGCAGGGAAUCGGCACAGAGAUGGGGAGGAACUGGGUUAUACUGGGUUUGGCUGUUGUAUUGGGUUUUGCAGAGAUCAUCAAUGGCGGUAUUACCAGCACUUUCGUCAGAAACUCUGAUUUGGUUCAUGAUAUGCCGCUAGACAGCGAUGUAUUCAAAAUCCCACCCGGUUACAAUGCUCCUCAACAGGUGCACAUUACACAAGGAGACCAUGAAGGUAAAGGGAUUUUGGUGUCUUGGGUGACUCAAGACGAGCCUGGCUCAAAUACAGUUGAGUACUGGGCUGAAGGCAGCAAAAUAAAGAGUCGUGCAGAAGGAAUUGUUGUGAAGUACAAGUAUGUCAAUUAUACUUCUGGCUACAUUCAUCACUGCACCAUUAAAGGACUGGAGUUUGACACCAAGUACUACUACGAGGUUGGGAUUGGCAGCAACUCGACCAGGCAAUUCUGGUUCACAACACCUCCUAAACCAGGCCCUGAUGUCCCUUAUACUUUUGGCCUCAUAGGUGAUCUGGGUCAAACCCCUGAUUCGAACCGGACAAUUGAUCACUAUUUAUCCAAUCCUAGGGAGCCAAAGACAUUGCUGUUUGUGGGUGACCUCUCCUAUGCUGAUGCUUAUCCGUUGCAUGACAACACGAGGUGGGAUACAUGGGGAAGGUUUACUGAGAGAUUGGUAGCAUACCAACCUUCUAUCUGGACAGCAGGAAAUCAUGAACUUGAUUUUCUCCCUGCCAAUGGUGAACCCAAACCCUUCAAGCCUUACUUGCACCGUUAUCAUGUCCCAUAUAAAGCAUCAGGCAGUACAUCUCCACUGUGGUACUCUGUUAAGAGGGCGUCUGCUUACAUUAUUGUCCUCUCCAGCUACUCUGCUUAUGGGAAGUACACUCCCCAAUACAAGUGGCUAGAAGAGGAGCUGCCUAAAGUGAACAGGACGGUGACACCAUGGCUCAUAGUCAUCAUGCACAGUCCAUUCUAUCAUAGCUAUGGGCACCACUAUAUGGAAGGGGAAACCAUGCGAGUGAUGUACGAGCAAUGGUUUGUACAAUACAAAGUUGAUGCUGUCUUUGCUGGACAUGUUCAUGCUUACGAACGAUCUGAACGCGUAUCAAACAUUGCGUACGACAUUGUUAACGCACGCUGCACUCCAGUUGAGGAUCAAUCUGCUCCGGUCCACAUCACCAUAGGAGAUGGAGGGAAUCUUGAAGGAUUGGUUACAGACAUGAUGGAGCCACAGCCGGCUUACUCGGCCUUCCGAGAACCAAGUUUCGGACAUGGAAUCCUGGACAUAAAGAACAGAACACACGCCUACUUCGGUUGGCAUCGGAAUCAAGAUGGUUAUGCUGUCGAAGCCGAUUCCUUGUGGCUGCUCAACAGGUACUGGAAGCCCUUGGCUGAAUCGCAGGCUGCCGCGAUUUGAAGUGGCUCAAUUCUGGCCAGUUAGGGGAAUGUCUAUCAUCCGAGUUAAUGGGAUAGAACCACCCAUGUUCCACUUACACAAGCAACACUGUUGUAUCGAAAUAAAAAAGAGUGCUGUAAAUCUUCACGUGCAUGUUAGAUGAAUUGAGGAUCAAUCUUUCGCUUUCGUUGGUUCCAUUUAAGGUUAACACCUGACCAUAGUGAAUAUUGAUGUCGAUGGAUAUUGUACGAUGGAAGUACACAAAGGUGCAAUUUAUACAGCAACCAACACUUCAGUCCAAAUAUUAAGCACGUGGGGGCUGUUCAAGCACACGUGAUUUCUAUCAUAAGCUUCCCCUUACGUACAACAACAUUACAAGUUACAACUAACAACGACUACUGAAAACUUUACAGGUAUUUACACUGAAUGCACACAGACUGAGAAAGCCAGCAGAACCAUAUCAUAGGAUGGUGGGCUUUCCUCGUAUCAUACAACUGCCACUAGCUUUGCCUAUUUUCUAUACUAUUUAUUUACACUCCCUGUUGGAAUAUAUAUAACAAUUUAUA